Molecule: messenger RNA, 1416 nt
Organism: Photinus pyralis (common eastern firefly)
Lineage: Eukaryota; Metazoa; Arthropoda; Insecta; Coleoptera; Lampyridae
Exons: 2
Coding region: 1-1416 (471 amino acids)
Molecular function (GO): catalytic activity
Source: RefSeq, a predicted model, not a curated record
AUGCGAACUAAAGGUCAGUCAUUCAAAAAUAACUUAGCCAGCACUAAUUACGACGUAAUCCUAUUAACAGAAACGUGGUUGACCAAUUCUUUUCACGACGCAGAGUUUUUUAGUAAUCAAUAUGCGGUAUUUCGAAAUGAUAGAAACUAUAAGGAGACGAAUUGCGAAAGAGGUGGCGGUGUACUCAUCGCUGUACGACUUGACCUAAAGGCCGAGCAAUUAGAAUUUGAGAGUAAGCAGAAUGAAAUGUGGGUCAAGUUCAAACUUAAAAACACUACUUACAUAAUUGGCGUAAUAUAUUUCAAACCUCAAUCGAACACGGAAAAAUACGAGUCAUUCCUUAAAAGUUUAGAAUCAAUCGAAAAUUUAUUGCUCACAUCCGAGGUACUACUUGCCGGUGAUUUCAAUAUUCCGGAAAUUAGUGAUGCAACGUAUAACCUUGAAAACGGGAGCUCUAAAGCCAAAGUAAUCAAAAAUCUCGCCUCCAUGUACAACUUAAGGUCCAUUAACACAAUUAAAAAUUCCGAUAACAGAACACUUGAUUUGAUUUUAACAAACAUAAAUGCUGAAAUCACAACGGCAUCUGAUCUGCUAGACAAAGUAAAUCCUCUCCAUCCAGCUCUUCAAGUAAUACAUCAAGCGGAAAGAAAGAUUAAUCAAACUAGGACAACAACUAACUACAACUUUAAAAAGGCAGAUUUUUACAAAAUGUAUUUACGAUUUCGCGACGCCAACUGGGAAUCCCUUACCCAAAUCGAUUACAAAUCUGUAAACGACGCGGUAACUACUUUUUAUGAAAUUGUAUACAAGAUUUUUGAUGAAUGCGUACCAAAAGUAACUAUCAGGAUCACAAACAAGUACCCCAUUUGGUUUGAUUUAGCUAUUAUCAAGAAAAUUAAAUUGAAGAAUAAACAUCGCACACGAGGCAAAUCGGAAGAAUUUAAGGAAGACCGAAAGGAACUCAAAAAAAUGAUCCGUGACGCUUAUAAGAAAUACAUUAGGAACAUUGAAGUUGACCUCCGGAGUAAUUCAAAUAAAUUCUGGGGCUACGUUAGGUCCUUGACAUCAACCAAACAACUGCCGGAAGUUUUCGAGUACAAAACCAUCCCGCUGGAAGAUCCCAAAAGCAUUGCCGACGCGUUUGCAUCGUACAAAGAGGAAAACCUGGAUCCGAACGAUGGGCUUGAGUCGGACUUAGUACAAUCCAAAUUGCACUUAACGAACAUACAGGAAAGUGAGUUACUAGAAUCAAUCAAAGUCCUAAAACCACGUGCAGCUAUAGGGGAAGACGGGAUCCCACCAUACGUAUUGAAAGGAUGCGCACACAGCCUGGGACAGGUAACUGGAGAAGGUGAGAGCGGUGUUACAACCGCCACUCCGGCAUUGUUAGAGCGCGAUUUACAAUCGCCACUCUAA